UUUACAAAACUCACAUGCUCUCAAACGGUCGCCCAUCUCUCCUCACUCCUUGUCCCAACAGCAUCACCAUCAAAGAAAAACCAUGCUACGACGGGGAGCACAAGAAUGGUUUCUCUAACCGCAGCUCAAAAUCCGAUGCAGUAGCCGAAAUCCUCGGAAACGACGUUUUUGAGUGCGCAGAGAACGAUAACCAGUGUGCCAUGUCUUUCGAGGAUGAGACCUUCUUAAAGAUAAUGGCGAAAGAGGUGCACCAGGACAAAAAUAAUAACUGGGUCGCUCCAUUACCCUUCAAGUCCCCUCGUUUGCCACUCCCAAACAACAGGGACCAAGCAUUGUCUAGACUUAACUCGCUUCGACGCAGCCUUAUAAAAAACCCUCAAAUGAAAGAACAAUUCUCAGCCGAUAUUGCCACCAGGUCAAUACCUGCAUCACAACUCAUGGGCACAAUGUGGUUUAAGGGACCAGACUUCCUUUACAAACUACCCGAACCUGAAAUGUACCAAACGUUUGAUUUAAUUGAUCCUGAAGUUGACGACGAAAUCAGACAAGUCGCAACGUUCGCUGCACAUAUUCAGAAAAAUGGACUCUCGUCAGAACGCUUCAAACGCUUCUCAAACUGGAACUCACUGGUACGUGCCAUUGCAUUCCUAAUUCACCAAGCUCGUUCCCACUCAUCGAGUAACUUGUCAAGUCACUCAUGUAAAGGGUGGCAUCAGUGCACUACGCCACGCACUCCAGAGGAGAUGGAAAUUGCCAGUCGCCUCAUCCAACAGUCCGUCCAACGGGAUACUUUCCCUGAUGAAUAUGCUGCUCUCCAAGCGAAUCAAACUGUCCAUAGCUCAAGUUCUAUUGCAGCUCUCGAUCCCUGCAUGAGCGACAAACUCAUUAAAGUCGGUGGUCGUCUCAGGCAUGCUUCAUUGAACAUAGCACAAAAGAAUCCAAUCGUUCUUCCAAACAAGCAUCACAUGACUACUCUGCUCAUCCGACACUACCAUGCUAAAGUCAUGCACCAAGGAAGGCAUUUCACAGAAAGUACAAUUCGACACGCUGGACUCUGGAUCAUAGGUUGCAAAAGACUGGUCUCAUCCAUGAUUCACCGUUGCGUAACAUGCAGAAAACUCAGGGGAAAACUUGAGAGUCAGAAGAUGGCAGAUCUCCCACACGAGAGACUUGAAACAUGUCCUCCAUUUUCGUAUGUUGGAUUAGAUGUAUUCGGCCCAUGGUCAGUGGUCACUCGGCGCACACGAGGUGGAGCGGCGCAGAGCAAAAGGUGGGCAAUACUUUUUACAUGCAUGACCACAAGAGGUGUCCACAUUGAAGUUAUAGAAUCAAUGGAUUCUUGCAGUUGUGUAAACGCAAUACGCAGAUUAUUUGCAAUACGUGGUCCAGCCAAGCAAAUGCGAUCCGACAGGGGCACCAACUUCAUCGCAGCAAGUGUAGAGCUGGGCAUGGCACAACCGAACAAGAAUCCUCCCAACGUCAUUAACUAUCUUCAUGCCAACGGUUGCACUUGGGAGUUCAACCCUCCGCAUCCUUCCCACAUGGGGGGCGUCUGGGAGAGAAUGAUUGGAGUCACUCGCAGAAUAUUGGACUCCAUGCUCCUACAAAACAAACACGCCCGUCUGACACAUGACGUGCUUUGUACCCUAAUGGCGGAGGUGUCAUCUAUAAUCAAUGCAAGGCCCUUAGUUCCUAUCUCAACUGACCCCUCCUCACCAUUCCUGCUAUGUCCUGCAAUGAUCUUAACCCAAAAGCGACACGUUCCUCCUCCACCAGGAGACUUCUGUGGAAAAGACUUGCUCAAAGGGCAGUGGAGACAAGUGCAAGCGUUUGCAAACGAAUUUUGGAGUCGCUGGAGAAGCGAAUACCUAAACACCCUCCAAUCAAGGCGCAAGUGGCAUACAGCACGUCGGAACAUCCAGCCAGGUGACAUUGUGCUGUUGAAACAAAAUCAAGCACCCAGAAAUGAAUGGACAAUGGCCGUCAUCACAGCCACAUUUCCAAGCGACGACGGAAGGGUCAGAAAGGUCGAAGUGAGAACAUCAUCUCAGGGCGUCUCAAAAACAUUCUUACGUCCCGUCUCGGAUGUUGUCAUGCUUCUAGAAAUUGAAGAAACUGUUAAAUAGUUGUAGUGGCAUUAGUAAUGCCAGACGGGGAGUGUUCUGCCCACAGUAAAAGUUUUGGGUCAUUUCAUUAAUAGUAAUUCCGUUUAGAAUAUUCAUUUAGUUAUCGCGGUGCAUUGUGGGUAGCUGACGUCAUGUUUCAACAGACGACUCAUUACAGAAAGCGUGACCGUGAUCGUUGCAACUGGUCCUCCUGAGUUAUAUUCCUUUCGUUUCACCUUCGAAAGCAAUGGCUUUUCACUCUGCAAUUCAUUGAGUCGAUGUCACAGUUGUUCACUGUACGCCGUCAAGAAGACCGUAAUAAAGGAGCAAGACGCUCAGUUUCCUGGCUCAUGAAUAAA
Molecule: messenger RNA, 2464 nt
Organism: Hippocampus zosterae (dwarf seahorse)
Lineage: Eukaryota; Metazoa; Chordata; Actinopteri; Syngnathiformes; Syngnathidae
Exons: 2
Coding region: 15-2126 (703 amino acids)
Biological process (GO): DNA integration
Molecular function (GO): nucleic acid binding
Source: RefSeq, a predicted model, not a curated record